AUGCUAUUCUCACUAUUACUCUACCUCUACUAUGCUACCGUACCUCUGUUAGCGCUCGAAGUAGCGCUAAUUCCAUCUACGGGCUGUUAUAGCCAUGAUGUUAUGAUGAAGGAUGUAGGGCAAAGUAUGCCACAAGGAACGAAUAUAACGUGGAUACAAACGUUUCUUUAUGAUUUUGGAUUUGGAGAGAUGCGAUUGCCCGAGCAGUGGACACGAAUUAGCAUUUGGGGACAUGAUGAAGAAGGAUUGAAGGUGAUGCGGACAGCUGGUAGUCUUUUAUGGGAACAAAAUGUUCCCACAGACUUUGAUCGACCGUGGGAUCUUCGAGGAAGCUUCCUCUUCUUCAAAAUGCUCGAGAGACAUCAGACUUUUUGUGAGAAAAUGCUGGAGGAUCCACGUUUCCUACAGUAUAUGCGGGCGCGAAGGGCAGAUAUUGUUUUGUUGGAUCAUUUUUUGCAGGAAUGUAUGGGCGGCUUAGCUUAUUUAUUGAAUUCUUCUGUGGUACAAUUUUCAAACUGGCCCAUUGCCGAUGGUUACAUUACAUCCUUGAAUAUACCAGCUAACCCUAGUGCUGUUCCCAAAACAGGAUCCCCUUACAGUGGUCUGGGUAUGGCAUUUCCUCAACGUGUCGGUAAUCUUCUAUUUCAUUGGGUUAUCAUCGCUGCAAGAACCAUACAAUCACAUGUGUUAAGGAGAAUGUUUGCGAGAAGAGGUUACGAGGUUGAUGUGAUUAAAUCCGAAGCAGAAAGGAUCAUCUAUGCUGGUCGUUCCGAAUUUCUUUUCGAUGUUGUUCGACCGAUAAACAAUCGUAUCAAGCAUUUUGGGAGUAAUCAGCUGAACCGGAGCGAUUUUGUUACUGUAAUCCCUGAAAUGAGCUCGGAUUCCGAGCGCAUCGCCCAGUACAAAGACGACCAGCAUCCUCGAGACAACAUCAAACUUCUAAACGAUACAGAUCGCCCACCCCUUAUACUGGCGGAGUGUUUGGAUCCAUCCGAUUCCAAACCUAUCGCCAGUGAUAACAUGUCUUCCUCACUCAUGAGGAGGGCAAACCUAUACCAAGGAUUGAGGCAGCAUAUUGUAAAAAUGAAAUUCGCAUCUAUUUGUGCGCAAUUUCCUGAACUAGAUUGGCCUUCUCUGACCAAGGAGAAGUUUAUUCUUGUCAGCUUUGGAAGUGUGGCACAGGCCCAGCACAUGCCUUUGUAUGUGGUCAGCAAGAUCUUCCAUGCGUUCGCUCAGUCUCCAUACAAGAUAGUCUGGCAAACAAACUCGCCCACUGAUGCUCUUCUAUGGACACGGAAUGUAAGCGUACCUGAAAAUGUUGUAUUGACACCUUGGGCACCCAUCAAGCAGAUUCUAGCACAUCCAAAUCUACAGUAUCUGAUCUGUCAUGGCGGAAUCAACACAAUCAAUGAAUUGCUGCUGUUUGGAGUUCCUGUAGUGGGAGUGCCACUCCAGGGUGACCAAGGCUCAAAUCUCAGACGAUUAACUGACUUAGGCGCUGCAGUUAUGGUCACCACAGCGCAAAUAGCUAAGGGCGAACUAGUUCGAACGAUGAGAACUUUUGAAUACAACCUGAACAAGCAUUGGCAGAGAGCAGCACAGCUAUCAUCUAUGCUUGAGACAUAUCGAACACUACACAAAGAUCAGCAACAUUUUUGGAUUGAUUGGACGGGUCGUCACGGACGAAAGCUCCUUGAUAGAAAUUUGUUCAAUAUGCGAUACAUUGGAGACACAGAGAACAGUUUUUGGAUGGCACUAACGGCGACUUUGUUUUUGUCUUUUCUAGUGGUUCUAUGUUGA
Molecule: messenger RNA, 1800 nt
Organism: Cylicocyclus nassatus
Lineage: Eukaryota; Metazoa; Nematoda; Chromadorea; Rhabditida; Strongylidae
Source: the annotation of a GenBank genome assembly